Molecule: messenger RNA, 4774 nt
Organism: Etheostoma spectabile (orangethroat darter)
Lineage: Eukaryota; Metazoa; Chordata; Actinopteri; Perciformes; Percidae
Product: 7 transmembrane receptor domain-containing protein
Exons: 4
Coding region: 44-1126 (360 amino acids)
Biological process (GO): G protein-coupled receptor signaling pathway
Cellular component (GO): neuron projection; plasma membrane
Molecular function (GO): neuropeptide binding; neuropeptide Y receptor activity
Source: RefSeq, a predicted model, not a curated record
UAUCUACAAUUUUACACAUCUGCACAGGUUGGCCUCCAGAGACAUGGAUAUCUUCAUGGAAUGGGAUUUCAAUGCAACGGGUAACACCAGCUAUAACACAGAACAAGAAAUACAAGAAGGCAGCAAAAGACUCAACCACAGUGACCCCCUGGACAUGUUUGAAGGCAUGGAGCUUCUUCUGCGUUUCAAACCUCUCUUCUUGCCUCUCUACUGUCUCAUAGUGGUCGUGGCUGGUGUUGGAAACUCCUUCCUGUUGGCUUGCAUCUUGUCCGACAAGAAACUCCACAAUGCCACCAACUUUUUCAUCGGUAACUUAGCAGCUGGAGACCUGCUGAUGUGUUUGAGUUGUGUUCCGCUGACUGCGUCCUAUGCCUUUGACAGCCGUGGCUGGGCUUUUGGGAGACCCCUCUGCCACUUGGUCCCCUUGCUGCAAUGUGCCACAGUAUUUGCAUCAGCGCUUUCACUCACUGCCAUUGCUGUGGAUCGCUACAUUGUUGUAGCUCACCCAGUUCGGAGAAGGAUCUCUGCAUGGGGUUGUGGUGCAGUGACUCUGGGUAUCUGGCUUUUAUCUCUAGCCCUGGCUGCACCUCCUUCUCUCUACACACGCUAUCUGGACCUGCGACCCAGUGGCAUUAAUGUGGUAGUGUGUGAGGAAUUCUGGCCACAUAGUGGCAAUCUGCGGGUGCUCUAUUCUUGCUUCAUUCUCAUAACCUCUUACAUGAUCCCGCUGCUGUCGGUCAGCGUGUCCUACUGUGCCAUCACUUUCAGCCUCAAACACUAUUCAGUACCUGGGGAGCCCUCCAACAGCCAGCAGCUCUGGAGCCAAAGGAGGAAGAAGACCUUCUAUCUGCUGGUGGCCUCAGUACUGGCUUUUGCCCUGUGUUGGUUGCCCCUGCAGGUGCUGAACCUGUUGUUGGACCUGGACCCAGACUUCCACAUCAUAGGAAAGCGCCACAUAAAUGUCUUACAAAUCUGCUGUCAUUUAGUGGCUAUGAGCUCUGCAUGCUACAACCCCUUCAUCUAUGCUUCACUGCACAGCAAGGUGCGCAUGCAUCUAAAAGGCUACCUCUGUCCUUGUCGCAGUCGUCAGCGGGAGAUGAAGGAAAGGGCAUCAACUAGGAGCUAAUUUUAGACCACUGAUACAACAACUGUAGCAGCACCUGACAUCCAGAGUCCUGUCCUUACCCACAACUUAACACCUGCACCCCAACACCCCUGUUAAUGUCUGAGGUGUCUGGGAGAAAAUUAGAUUGUUUCAUGCUUUUCCAGCAUUUUGUGUCUUCAAGACAUUUGGUCCUCUCUUGUACAGUGUCACCAGAGGCAGUGUUAAUCCAAGGUCACUUAUGACAUACAGGCGAAGAAAAAGAUCCAGACCUGACUGUAGUUUAGUACAAUGAAGAAGAAGAUUAAGCCAUUCACUGGGAUCCCUGUGUUUUUUCUCGGACAGCCAAGCAGCCUUGCAUGGACACUUAGCAGAUCCUGCAGCUUUAAAACAGCCAGCAGUGGCACAAAUACAGCCUCAGCCUGAGGGGUUUUGUAGCAGACAUGCUGGAUGCUGAGAUCAGGGCUGGCUACAAAGGGCCUGGUUAUACUUCAAAGUUAGGGGGCUGACUGAACAAUGAACUCUUCUGAGCAGACAAUUACAAAACAGACCCUGAGGAGGACAUGCAAAAGAAGAAGAAGAAAAAAGUUACUUUUAUUUACUUGCUUGUACUGAAUGUCUGUGCUUCAAAUAUAAUGUAUCUCUUGUAUUGCUUAUCACCAUCAUUAUAAUUUAUUAUGUUGAAAUACACAUUGUCUGCUAUUUUAGUGUCAUCAUGUGCCAAUUAAUCCAUAUGGUCUGGCUCCACAAUUGAACUGUUUGCUACUAGUGAACUGUUUUAAUUACCUGAUGAACAAAGUCUCUGUGCUUUUUCCCAAUCUGAAAAAGGACUAAAACAUUGAUAUACUAAAUACUCAGAGCAUGAACAAUAAGCAUCACUGUGCUACCGCCAUUGCUGUUAAGUUCCCGUCAGGUAUGAUUAAUGCUUUCUUAAUGCUUUCUUUGUUUGGAUAAAGCCUGGGUAUCAAGUCCAUUUUUGAACAUGCAUCUUUUUAAAAGACUUGCCAAAGAACUGGCUAAUUACAUUUAAGCAGCAUUAAUUCUGUUCACUUAGCCAUUCAGAGUUCUACAGUUGUAUUUUUUUUAUUACUAUCACUGCUGCUUAUGAUAUAAAGGAUCUAUUUUUCUACUGUUAACUGAAAGGGUUUUAACGAUUUAAUGAUCAUAGCUCAGGACAUCUUAGCCAUUAACAAACCCAACUAGCCCAUUUCGAAAGGCCAAAGCCCCAUUGGUUUGGUCAGCCCACUGGCAGGACUUGAAAAACUCAGUGUAGCUUCAGUGCAAGCUAAUAAGCCCUAGCUGGCCAGCCAAUGAUGUUGCUGAUGCCAAAUUUGACCUUUUAACAAUCACAUUACUUAACUGUUUCUUGCUUUAUUUAGUUGGCUUUUCUCUCUAAGUGAACCUUAUGACUGCAUUUCAGUUCUACACAAUUAGAUUUUUCCUCUGAUGCUCUUUCGGAAAGGAUGCGUAAAAGUUAACCUAGUUUUUUUUUUUUCAUAAAAGGUCUGUACCUGAAAUCCUGAGCUGGGAUUUGCCCCCACAUGGCUCUUAAAGACCAUUCCUCAACACAUGACGCACCAAAGUUUUUUUCACAGCAGCAUGUACUAAAUACAAUACAAUACAAUAAUAAUGCAAUACUAAAUACAAUAUUAAAUACAAUUCAUAAACAUCAAAAGGUUAGCCAAUUUAACCAUCACCACCAUUAUACCAACAAUUCCACAAGAAUGAAAGUAUAAUACGUCCAAAAACAUUUCCCACACCCACAAAGCCAGUUAAAGCCCCUGCAACUUGGUUUGAAAUAUUUAGUAUUUCCGUAGGAUGUUGAAUAUAAAUGACUAUAAGCAGCUAUUAAAAUUUAAGUUCAAGAAAAACAUCCUUACAACACUCAUGACUUUGUGGGUGCAGAUUUGAGUGACAGUGGUGAGAUAAACAAACCUCUUAUCUGCCAACACAUUUGAUUCAGAUAUUGCGACAUCUCUGAUUGAUGCAUGGUCUUUUUCACUGAGCCCCGCCCACUUUAAACCAGUGAGAAGUGUUUCUCCCGCUGGCCUCGAUAGACUUUACAUUAGGAUUAUGUCAUGCAAAUACAAAAAGCUUUUCUUAAUUUUACAAAUCUAAAACAUUAUGGAUUGCAAAUUCCUUAUAUAAAGGGUAAUUAUUGACUUUUUUUUGCAAUUGGAGGUGCCAAUUCAACAGUUUUACAGACAUCUGUUUUGGUGGUCUAUGGGAAAAAUUCUUUUUAACCAUGCAGUGUCACAAGUGGACACUGGGUCAGAACGAAUUAGCCUUUGACCAUGAUGAUAACACAAACAUAUUCUAGUCACAGUUUACUUAAACUGGCCUGCACUGAAGUGUUAAAAUUUAGAGGAAUAAUAUUUUGAACAAAAGAUGUCUGUGUAAGGUUGGAAUAUAAAGGUCCCCCACCGGAGCUCCGACCACAGGUUGAAGGUGGUAGAAGUCUUGCUUUGCCUGACCUUCCUCCACAAUUCCUUUCAUGCAAAAUAGCCCCGGGAUGGAUUUAGUGGAACAUGUAUACGUUCAAAAGUUGUUGUAGUUGUGAAACAGAAAACUCAGAUUGGACAGACCGUCUAGCUAGCUAUCUGGAUUUACCCUGCAGAGAUCUGGGAAAAGGUCGACCAUAGUUCUCAUAAAUUGACCGGAGUUUAAAAUGGCAACACAAAGGAAACCCAAGGCAACGGAUAGCCCGCCUUAAUGAGUGAAAUCUGGAAAAAUUUCCAGCUGCAACAGAACAAUCCCAGAAGUGCAACAUCAAGGAUAUAGACUUGUGUGAGUUUUAAGUAAAUGCUUUUCAUGGAGUAUUCAUCUUUAAUUUGGUUUAUUACAACUUUCCAAACAGUUUAAAAUUACAACACAAAGAAAGGGUAACGGAUAUCCGACCUAAAGGGUGUUAUCCGGACUCUGAUCUAUGACUUACCUGUGGGCAAUGUAACGUUUACAUAAAUCUUAACUUAAAAAUAUGAAUUAGUGCCUAUGUCCAUAUUUCAUACAGUCUAUGGCGACAAUGUAUCCAGCUGACUUCCUAAGGAAAACAUAGAUGCGACAUUUUUUUCAUUAGUUAAAAAGGACAAAAGUAAACAAAGAACAGACAUAUUGUGCCGUGUAGUCAAAGGAAACUGAUUGCACUGUGGAUGUAAAAAUCCAAUAAUACAGUUAUUAUUAUUCUGCCUCUCUCAUAGUCUCAUAGUCAUCAGUAGAAAGCAGAUGAUGCCUUUAUACUGAGCUGUCAGAAAUCUUGCUUGUACAAAGCUGUGCAAUGCAGAGUGCAAAUGAUAGAAGACGAAUACGCACAAGAGGUAUUUUUGCCCUAUUUGGACCUCCAAACAUGAGAGCUCUGACAAUUUUUCUCGGACACUGCACUUGUUUGGAUAAGUUCUGAGAGCUGCACAAACAAAACUAGAAUGAGGAUUUAGACAUGCUUUUCCCCUGGACUCACUUAAACCACCUCAAAUUAUGGGUUUUGACCAAGUUUAUCAAGUGAAGUUAGUGGAGUGAAAAUGUGUAAAAUGAAAAGAAGAUAUUUAAAAUAUAUUGAAAGCAAUUAUUUUUGAGUGAACUGAACCAUGAAAUUAUCACCAUGACUGGACGUGUGGUAUUGCUGCAGUGUAAAUCCAUAGUUCAGAUAUCAUGAAGAGCAUGCUAAACCUUAAAAAA